This is a messenger RNA of Tarenaya hassleriana, 1121 nucleotides long. Its product is annotated as macrophage migration inhibitory factor homolog. The transcript has 2 exons. The record is from RefSeq and is a predicted model, not a curated record. Gene Ontology annotation, molecular function: phenylpyruvate tautomerase activity. NCBI's taxonomy places the organism in Eukaryota, Viridiplantae, Streptophyta, Magnoliopsida, Brassicales, Cleomaceae. The coding region runs from base 156 to 497 and encodes 113 amino acids.
AUACCGAACUCCAAGUUGUCAUCUUUUGAAAACUUCAAGCUCCAUAUAUAUAUAUAUAUAUAUAUAUGAACACAAUAAUAAUAAUAUGAUCAUCUCCUCUCCUAUACAAAUCUCUCUCUCUCUCUCUCUCGUUUUACUACAAGAGCUAGCAAAGGAUGCCUUGUCUGAACAUAGAGACGAACGUCAAAUUGGAAGGAGUUGAAACAGAAGCUUUCUUCUCGGAAGUCACCAGAGCCGUAGCUUCCAUCAUCGGGCGUCCUCAAAACAUGGUGAUGGUGGUGCUGAAGGGAUCGAUAGAUAUAAGGUUCGGGGGGACAGAGGAAGCUGCUGCGUUCGGGGAGAUAGUUUCGAUGGGAGGGAUCACGAAGCGUGUCAAGAGACAGCUCAUCUCAGCCGUUGGAUCCAUUCUCCACUCUCGAGUCGGUGUUCCUCCUUCUCGUUUCGUUCUUAAAGUCCUCGACCUCACCUCUCUCCCCCUUCCUCCUUCUAAGUUAUGACUCUUCUUCUAUAUUAUAUGAUUGAAUCAUCAUCAUUCCCUCUUAAUUAAUUACUGCCCACUCAUUUUUUGCUUUUCUAAGUCAUGACAUUGACCAACGACCAUAUUGAAGCGAUAUAUGUGUGUAUAUAUAUAUAUAGAGAGAGAGAAACCAUAUGAUCUUCCAUUUCCAUUUUUUGCAAAAGCAGUAAAUUAAAAACUGUUUCAAUGGAUACAUAUAUAUUAAUUAACCAUGCGAUUCUAAAUCCAAAGGGGUCGUCGAUGAGACCAUAAGGAUCAAGAUUUACAUUAUACACACACACACACACACAUGGAUCCUAUGACAUAAUCAUAGACAUAAGCCAAAGUCUCUCGGAUGUCGUGUAUUGUUUUUUUUUUUUUUUGACAAAGGUUGGUAUUUCCAUUACUUUAGAAACUGAACAAUAUGUUAAGUGGCAAUUGGGUUAACGUCCAUCCCAUUUGAAAGCGAAAGAAGAAUUAUUCAUCUAUGAAAUUCAAUUUCCAAGAGUUUUAUAUUAUUCACGAGGGAGAAAUGCUUUUCACAAUUCCUAUUCACAAAUCAGAUCCCAAAAAAAUAAAAAGAAUUUUCAGGGGAACAUAAAUUACAUUUAAAAAAAAAAAAAAA